AUGAGCGCACCCAAGAAGCCCAUCGACAUCAGCCUCGACGCCCUCGGCGAGGCAAAGAAGCGUGCGGGCAUCGACGGUGUCGUGGCGGGUACCUGUGCGGGCUUCUUGAGCGGCUUCUUGUCAACCAAAGCGUUCAAGAUGUCGAGGAACACAGGACUUCUAUCGGGACUGAUGGCGGGCUCGUUCGUCGGCUACAUCUUCACCGUCGAAUCCCUCAAACUGCACGUCGCCAAAGCGCGAACAGCCCAGGCAGAGCUGCACCGGCAUUUGAUGGGCGAGUCAGCGGACGACAUGAUGCGAGGGGAACGAGGAGUCGGCGGGCUCGAGGGACUGGAAGACAAGUACCAGACGACGCGAGGCGAUCACUGA
Molecule: messenger RNA, 369 nt
Organism: Rhodotorula toruloides NP11
Lineage: Eukaryota; Fungi; Basidiomycota; Microbotryomycetes; Sporidiobolales; Sporidiobolaceae
Exons: 4
Coding region: 1-369 (122 amino acids)
Source: RefSeq, a predicted model, not a curated record